Messenger RNA from Thamnophis sirtalis, 369 nucleotides. The record is from RefSeq and is a predicted model, not a curated record. Lineage: Eukaryota; Metazoa; Chordata; Lepidosauria; Squamata; Natricidae.
AACCAAAAGAAUCUUUUCAUCUUCUCCAAGACGAUGUUCAAAGGGACUUGGAUCAUCCUCAAAUUUCCCCAUGAAUUCUGCAAGGAUCAGGACGGGGUCCUGAACGUCACCUGGUACCUCCGCACUUCCCACUGCCACCAUGAAGUCUACAUAAAUGAAAACGAAGCGUUGACCUACCUGAGCAAUCCCGACAUUGAAGCCAGCGUCCUGGGAGACGGCGAGUACACCUGGAACAACACCUCGGUGCAGUGUGGACAGUUGCACAAGUUGAAUGUCCAGGAACUCCCGCUUCCGAAAAAGCUGAGGCACCUCUCAAAUGAAGGGGUAACCGACGGGGGGACGACUUGGGGAUUCUGGCAAUGAGGGGAG